Messenger RNA from Juglans regia (Persian walnut), 2840 nucleotides. RefSeq names its product tricalbin-3. The coding region runs from base 394 to 2397 and encodes 667 amino acids. Lineage: Eukaryota; Viridiplantae; Streptophyta; Magnoliopsida; Fagales; Juglandaceae. Gene Ontology annotation, molecular function: lipid binding. The record is from RefSeq and is a predicted model, not a curated record. The transcript is spliced from 9 exons.
AUCUGGACGUAAAAUCCAAACCACAAAAAGACCAGACCACGAACACAUGAGCUCAGCCAUGAGCUAUACUCUUAAAUACUAUUAUGGUUAGGCGGCGCCAUGCCUAAAACCCGCGUCGACUUCCACCGACCCACGUUUCUUACCCAUGAAAAUAGCGGAGUACGGAUUGCCAUCGUCGUCGUCCAUCUUUUGAUUGAGGCCUUCGAAGAAUAAUGCUAAAUUGCCUUCUAUUGUACAGGAGGAAUUGAAAAACCUCCUCUGCAACUGCAACUGCAACUGCAUGGGUCCAUUUCUCGCUCGAACUACGCUCACCUGACGCUGAAUUCAUUAUAUGUUUUUUUGGGGGUUAAGCUAAUUCUGCCUCUGAAUUAAUGUUUGCCAUUCUACUACUAAAUGAUUUCGCAAUCCCCUUCCACGAGCUUGGAUUGCUCACAGUCACAGCAGCAGCAGUUCUUUAAUCCCAUCACCAAUCCGUCAAUCCCUUUCUCCAAACGAAACAGAAGAAAUUCCCCAAGAAAUUGGAGCUUCUUAUCCUGUGCCAUUCCCUCCGACCGUCCCAACUGUCUUAAUGUAGAAUUAGCCAAUUCCGCCAGACGAGGCGCCAAUAUUUUCGUAGUCAAGCGGCUUUCCCAUGAAUUGGAAGGCGAAGAUUUGUCCCAAGAAUCGCCACUCCAAAUGGGCACCAGUUUUACCAAUUACCAGGAGGACCCAAUCGUAGAUAAGCUUAGAACCCAACUGGGAGUGAUUCAUCCAAUCCCAUCGCCUCCCAUUAGUGGAAAUAUAGUCGGGUUGUUUGCCUUCUUUUUCUUUGUCGGUGUUGCUUUCGAUAAGGUAUGGGCUUCGAGGAAGAGAAACAAGGUGGAUAGUGCGGAUGGUAAGCGCGGCGGCGCUGGAGCCUGGCCGCAAGUUCCAACGAGCUUUUCCUUGUUUUUGGAGAAGGAUUUGCAGAGGAAAGAGUCGGUUGAGUGGGUGAACAUGGUGUUGGGGAAGUUGUGGAAAGUUUAUAGAGGUGGUAUCGAGAACUGGAUCAUUGGGUCGCUACAGCCGGUUAUUGAUAACUUGAAGAAGCCUGAUUAUGUGGACAGGGUUGAGAUUAGGCAGUUCUCCUUGGGAGAUGAACCGUUAUCGGUGAGAAACGUUGAGCGCCGGACUUCGCGUCGCGUUAAUGAUUUGCAGUACCAAAUAGGCCUUCGAUAUACUGGUGGUGCUCGUAUGCUGUUAAUGCUCUCACUAAAAUUUGGUAUUAUCCCCAUUGCUGUGCCAGUUGGUGUUCGAGAUUUUGACAUUGAUGGGGAGCUUUGGGUCAAGUUACGAUUGAUACCUACGGAGCCUUGGGUGGGAGCUGUUUCAUGGGCUUUUGUUUCACUUCCAAAGAUCAAAUUUGAAUUGUCUCCAUUCCGCUUAUUCAAUUUAAUGGCAAUUCCUGUUCUCUCAAUGUUUUUGACUAAACUUCUCACUGAGGAUUUGCCUCGACUAUUUGUCCGCCCAAAGAAGAUUCUUUUAGAUUUUCAAAAAGGAAAAGCAGUUGGUCCUGUUGCUAAUGUCUUUAAGUCUGGAGAAAUGCAAGAAGGAAACAAGGAUUUUACUGGAGAACUAUCGGUGACUCUUGUAGAUGCUCGGAAUCUUUCUUACGUUUUUUACGGCAAAACAGAUCCAUAUGUUAUUCUAAGCUUGGGAGAUCAAAUUAUACGCAGUAAAAAGAAUAGUCAAACCACAGUCAUUGGCCCACCCGGUGAGCCAAUAUGGAAUCAGGAUUUUCAUAUGCUCGUUGUGAACCCUAGGAAACAAAAAUUGUGCAUCCAAGUAAAGGAUUCUCUAGGAUUCAAGGAUUUGACUAUUGGAGCAGGGGAGGUUGAUCUGGGUUCUCUUCAAGAUACUGUACCAACAGACAGGAUUGUUGUCUUGCGAGGAGGUUGGGGACUAUUUAGAAAGAGGUCUUCUGGAGAGAUACUACUUCGACUGACAUAUAAGGCUUAUGUAGAGGAUGAAGAAGAUGACAAGACUGAGGCAGAUUCUGUUGAUGUGGAUGCGUCAGAUGAUGAAUUGUCAGAUUCUGAUCAGUCAAAUGUUACUUACGAGAAGGUUGAAAGAGAUUCUUCAAAUGAAACGGAUAAAGAAUCAUUUAUGGAUGUUCUAGCCGCAUUGAUUGUGAGUGAAGAAUUUCAAGGAAUAGUGGCAUCUGAAACAGGAAAUACCAAACUUUUUGAUGAUGUCUCAACAAUAGGGUCAACAAUACCACAACCACGUGGUCUUAAAGCUGAAUCCAUCCCCUCGAAUUCCACUGGUGACUCUGAAGGUUCUAGAGGAGGAUCUGCCUUAUUUUGGCUUGCAGUGAUCACAUGUAUAUCAGUGUUAAUUGCUAUCAAUAUUGGUGGUUCAAGUUUUUUCAAUCCUUGAUAUGCAACAGAGCUAGCAAAGAAGCAGGUUUAAGUACUUUAUAGCUGUGAAUAAACAAACCUUUCACACUCGCAGUGGACUCUCAAGCUAAUGACUCAUUUUCCAUUGGCUUAUAUUACUUUGUAAAUUCGUGGUUACUGGCAGAGGAAUAUUCUGUUGGCGGCAUGAAAGUUUUUGGCCUCUUUUUCUUGACCUAUAACAAGUGUACAUGACCUUUGUACCUCUCUAUUCAUUAGUCGUAUGAAUGGUUAUUACAAUAGGGAAUGUUACUCAUUUUUAAAUUGUCUUGUUCUGGAAAUGGAGGGAUUUUAUGCUGACCCAAAAAGUGGGGGUAAGGUAGUAAUUAGUUCUAGCAUUAGAAGGAGGGUUGGCCAUAGUUUCCAGAAAAGAAAUACUCUCUAUUCAGGCUUGGUAUCAUGUAUAAAACAUUUAUUCCGGGGUCA